Molecule: messenger RNA, 1528 nt
Organism: Cryptotermes secundus
Lineage: Eukaryota; Metazoa; Arthropoda; Insecta; Blattodea; Kalotermitidae
Product: odorant receptor 13a
Exons: 6
Coding region: 1-1431 (476 amino acids)
Biological process (GO): sensory perception of smell; detection of chemical stimulus involved in sensory perception of smell
Cellular component (GO): plasma membrane
Molecular function (GO): odorant binding; olfactory receptor activity
Source: RefSeq, a predicted model, not a curated record
AUGAUUAAAUUUCUGGGUGUGGAGGAACAUCGUGGAGCAAAGGAAUUGCUCGAGUUCAACCUCGACAUGCUUCGUAUUUUGGGAAUCUGGAAAUGGGAUGUACCUCACUGGAGAUUUCAUCGAGCAUUUGCAUUCUUGACUAUUAUAUCACUUAUUGUGUUCAACUUGACACAAAUUUGUGAUGCAUACAUCUACAUUUCAAGCCUAGACCAUUUAACAAAAUUACUUCUAUCUACUGUAGUCACAGUCCUUCUUGCAGUUAAGAAUAUUUACUUAAUUAUUAGAUCUAAUGAAGCAUGUGAACUUAUCAAUCAGCUACAAAACAAAUUUUUCAUAAACAAACGACAGCCCACACCAGAGCAGACUCUCAUCUUGAACAGAUAUGCAGCAAGGGCAAAACUUUAUACCAUCAUAAGAAGCAACAUAGCACUCAGCAUAAUUACAUUUUGGGUUUUAUAUCCAGUUAAAGAAAUGCUUGAGGAAUAUGUAGACAAGUUUGAUACCCCAGAGUAUGGGAUUGACAUUAAAUCUAAGAGCAACAAAACCACCAUUCUGCACUUACCAUUUGUUGCAUACUACCCAUAUGAUGUUCCAAACAAUUUUCUUCUUUUUAUUCUAACCUAUUUAUAUCAGGCAUUUUGUGGAUAUUCUGUCUUUAUUGGAAUGUCUGCUUGGGAUAUGCUGUUCGUUUCCAUAUUUAUUCACACAUCUGGACAUUUCAAAGCACUGCAGCACGCUUUGAUCCACCUGUCUGAUGAGGCUCUUGGAGCGCUACAACGUGAUGAGAAUCAGCUUAAGCUGCACCGAUUAGCAGAACAAACUGACACUGAUGCCAGAAGUGUGUGGACAGUGGGACUUAACCCACAAAAUCAUAUUGAAGGUGAAGGAACUGAAAAUGACAGAGGAGGAAUGCAGGCAGAGAUGAUAAAACAGAAGCUAGAAGAGAAGAUGCAGCACAUUCUCAAUAACUGCAUCGAACAUCACCAAGCCAUUUUGAGCUUUGUUAUGAAACUGGAAGCUUUUCUGAAACCAGUGAUGCUACUGCAACUUUUUGUCAGCAUGGUCGCCUUUUGUGUGAUUUGCUUCCAGAUGUCAAUGAUUCAGAUCCAUACUGAUGCCACAAAAUUCGUGAAGUUGUCUGUCUCGCUCGUCUCUGCCCUUAUCGAGCAGGGGAUGUUCUAUUGGUUUGGAGGGAAAAUGCUAGAAGAGAGUUUGAAGACCCUGAAUGCUGCAUAUAACUGUGAAUGGCACACUGCAAAUAAUAAAUUUAGGAAACAUCUUCACAUAUUAAUGGAGAGAGCAAAGAGUCCAGUGAAGCUGACAACUGGAGGUUUCUCAACCUUGACUCUUGAAAGUUUUACUAAGGUAGUCCAGUCAUCAUACCACUACUUCACUCUGCUCAAGGCAGUGCACGAUGAACAUAGCAACUGAUGCUUACAGCUGGAAAAAAAAAAAAUUACAAAUAUUUAUAAGUUCUGCAGUUUGAAGCAAAAUUACUGUGAUGAAAGUCUUAUGGAGAGAAAUGAAU